This is a messenger RNA of Lathyrus oleraceus (garden pea), 1259 nucleotides long. RefSeq names its product cationic peroxidase 1. Gene Ontology annotation, molecular function: heme binding; peroxidase activity. Gene Ontology annotation, biological process: hydrogen peroxide catabolic process; response to oxidative stress. The record is from RefSeq and is a predicted model, not a curated record. The transcript is spliced from 4 exons. Bases 96 to 1064 code for a protein of 322 amino acids. Lineage: Eukaryota; Viridiplantae; Streptophyta; Magnoliopsida; Fabales; Fabaceae.
UAACCUUGCAAAUGGAAGGUUUCUAUAUAAACCAUAACAUUUCAUCUCCAUAAACCACAAACAUUACAAUUAAUAAAUUCUAUUUUGCAAUAAUAAUGGCUUUAGGUUCUUCAUUUUGUUUACUAUUAAUCACAUGUAUGAUUUUGAUUGGUAUAAGCCCUAAUUCAGCUGCUGAUUUAUCAGAUACAUUCUACGAUAAAUCUUGUCCGAAAGCUCUUCGCACAAUUAGGAAAACAGUUCAAGAUGCUGUUUCUAACGAGUCUCGCAUGGGAGCUUCUAUACUUCGACUCCAUUUUCAUGACUGCUUUGUUCAAGGUUGUGAUGCAUCGGUGUUGUUAGACGACACGGCGAAUCUCACGGGCGAAAAGAAAUCGUUCCCCAACGCGAACUCGCUAAGAGGUUUUGAGGUGAUUGACGAUAUCAAAUCUCAAUUGGAGAAAAUGUGUCCUAAAGUUGUUUCUUGUGCUGAUAUCUUAACCCUAGCUGCUAGAGACGCUGUUGCUGCUCUUGGUGGACAAAGAUGGAAUGUACUAUUAGGAAGAAGAGAUUCAACAACAGCCAGCUUAGAUUUAUCAAAUUCUGACUUACCUGGUCCUUCUUUGGAUCUUGAUGGCCUUAUCACUGCUUUUGCCAAGAAAAAUUUCACUACUGAAGAAAUGGUUACUUUAUCGGGCGGUCACACAAUCGGCAGCAUUAGAUGCCAAUUUUUCAGACCAAGGAUAUACAAUGAGACAAACAUAGACCGUAAAUUUGCUACAACAAUGCAAGCAUCAUGUCCAUUUGAAGGUGGUGAUGAUGAUUUAUCUCCAUUUGAUAUAACUACACCAAAUACUUUCGACAAUGCUUUCUACGCCAACUUGGUCCAAAACAAAGGUCUAGUACACUCUGAUCAACAACUAUUUGCAAAUGCAACAUCAUCCACAAGCUCUCUAGUAAGAACAUAUAGCAGAAACAUGGGACGUUUCAAAAAAGAUUUUGCAGAGGCAAUGUUCAAGAUGACAAUGCUCAGUCCACUUACUGGCGAUGAUGGUCAGAUUAGGACUAAUUGCAGAUUUGUUAAUUAAUACCAUGCUAAUAUGGUGUUUGUAUUCUUUAAAUUAAUAAUAAAUGGAAGGCUUGAUUGGUUAAUGAUCCAAUAUUGUAACUUGUUAAUUACUAAAAAAAAUAUAUGAUUUGUAUUGUGAAUGUAUUGUAUUGAACAUGUGAACAGUGGCAGGUUUAAUAAUAAUUUGUUUAAUUAAUAGUAAGUAAUUAUAAUU